UUAUACAAUGUGUUUGUUGUGUUAUGAUAUGUGCUGUUUGUGUUGUCUUAAUCAUCUUCGUAAGGUACGUAUGGAUUUCUUCUCUCUCAGGACGGUCGUUGACUUUUUGUUUCCCAUGAUGGUGAUUUCAAAUUGUCAACUUCAGCAUUUUGCAUCCCUAUAAAGGAUGGUAGCACAUGGAGCAUCGUCAGUAAUUAUCUAACUUCUCGAGGUACGCACGUGUUAUAAAAGUAAGAAGUGUAAUCCUCUUUAUUCCUUUUAGUGUUAUAAUUCGCAUAAGUGUUUCUAUUAGUGUUCUUGUUUUUGCUUUUUCAAAAUUAUAUAUAUAUAUUUUUUGUUUAUAGUGUCUGAAAAAGUUUGUUCUAUAAAAUUGGAGUCGUUUUUGCAAUCCUUGCAAGUUCUGGCUGCUUCGAUCCACAGUUCUAUAUCGGAGGUGGAUUGCCUGGAGGCACUGGCGCGUCCUGGACGUCCGAAACGAGGAGGAUACCGAAAAAAACUAGAUAUUAAGGCACGAAAUGUGGAGCUACGUCGUUUAAAGACAGAAAUUCAGGAGGAUUCGGCACAAUUGACUUCAAUGUUGAAUCUUGUUCUGUGAGUGUAAUUUUAAUUCCUUUGUGUAUUUUAUCUUCUUUCCUUUUUACAAUUUCCUUUUCUUUUUAUUUUAUAUAGUCGUCCAGAUCGUCCGAGUCAAUGCUAUUGUGGAGGGUGUUCGAUUUUACCCAAUAAGACAUUGAACUUGACAGAACAAUCUGUGCCAAGAAAUUUUGUGGACACCAUGGUGUGGAUAAACGAUGUACCGCAAUUUAUUUCGUCGGCCGAAAUUGAGGAUAAACCACUGGACCUUUCCAUGAAGGCUUCCGUCUUAAAUAAAAUUUUUCUACCGAAAAUUUCUGUGAAGGACAUUAAGACGCUUAUAGACGAUCCUUUGUGGCUUGAGCCUGUGGUUAAUGCUGCUCUUCAACCGCAAGCAGAUCCCUCUUCUCAAGUGCAAGCAGGGCCUUCCUUUCAACCACAAGUAGGGCCUUCCUUUCAAAUGCAAGCAGGUCCUUCCUUUCAACCAAAAACAGAUCCUUUCUUCCAACCACAAGCAGGGCCUUCCUGGUAUAGGGAACCUGAGGAUGUAGAAAUAAUCCUGGAGGAAAAUCGUUUGCCAAAAUUGGUCCCAAGCAGAGUUGAAUUGUGCAUGUGCGGUUUGUGCAACAUAUAAGGUUUUCUUUUCUUUUCGUGUAUUAUGUUUUUUUUGUUUGUUAUUUUUAAUGUUUCGUGUUCAAUUGUAAUGUGUGUUUAUAUGCGUGUGUGUUUUCCAUUUGUAGUAUGAAUGCGCGUGUGAUUAUUCCGAAUAAAUUUGACAUUUUCUUAUAAAUUUUGUAUACAAUUAUUUGUUUCGCUAAAACCUCUCUUAUUCGUUCUUUUUACAAUCGAAAUUUCUUACUUUAAAUUAUUCACCUUCUUAGAUUUCUUUUC
Molecule: messenger RNA, 1464 nt
Organism: Leptopilina heterotoma
Lineage: Eukaryota; Metazoa; Arthropoda; Insecta; Hymenoptera; Figitidae
Product: probable G-protein coupled receptor 152
Exons: 2
Coding region: 776-1207 (143 amino acids)
Source: RefSeq, a predicted model, not a curated record